Messenger RNA from Cucumis sativus (cucumber), 861 nucleotides. RefSeq lists its product as uncharacterized. Lineage: Eukaryota; Viridiplantae; Streptophyta; Magnoliopsida; Cucurbitales; Cucurbitaceae. The transcript has 2 exons. The record is from RefSeq and is a predicted model, not a curated record. Bases 70 to 426 code for a protein of 118 amino acids. Gene Ontology annotation, cellular component: mitochondrion.
CCUCCUCAAGAAAAACGACGAACCUGAAAAACCUCCUCAGCUUCAAGGUUCCCGGAGCUUCAUUGCAGAAUGGAUUCGGCCUCCAAAUUCCUUCGUAGUUUAGCUAAUGCCACCAACAAAAACACCGUUAUCAACGUCUGUUUAGUCGUUUCCUUCGCCGCACUGACCGCAAGGUCAAUCAAGCAGGAGAGACAAAUUGAAGCUCUGGAAACCGAGAAAAAUUCACUUCUCAAUUCCAAUAAAGCGUUGAAGAAAACCAUGUGGGAUUGGAAGCAACAGCUAUUCGCCGAAGCCUCAACCGAAUCUGCUUUAGUCCCUCUUGCCAGGAUCAAAGCUAUCUAUGGCGAAGCUCCCAUUUCCCCUUCCGGAGCAGUAAAUGCCACAACCGAAGAUGCAACUUCACGAAGCUCCAAACUUAUGGUUUAAUGUUAGCUUCACUCAAGUUUUCCAGGUUUUGUUUCCUUUGUUCACAAAUUGGCUGAAGAAUCGAACUCCAUUAAGAUUUGCAUAUUUCUAUGCUCAAUGCUAAAAAAAGUAGUGCAGAAUAUAAGGAAUUAGAUUUUUCCUUCUUCAGGCACGUAUUAUCAACUUCAAAGUUAGAUAUCAUAUUCCCUACACUCACAUUUUCAGAAGGAAAAAAGAAAAAAAAAUCUUUUAGUUUGCCAUUAAAUGCUCUAGAAUAAAACAGCUGAUGUAGUCAAAAGCUCCAUGAUGACAAAGCAUCAUUAUACAACCUUUUGCAACUACUUUAAAAUAGGUUAAAGUGUGGUUUUAGUCUCGCACCUUGAAGAUUGUUUAGGUUUAGUUUCUUUUUAAUCUUCGCGCUUUUUAUAAAUUUUAAAGUUAAUUUGUUAUUGUUGA